Molecule: messenger RNA, 1476 nt
Organism: Chaetura pelagica (chimney swift)
Lineage: Eukaryota; Metazoa; Chordata; Aves; Apodiformes; Apodidae
Gene: ITGBL1
Product: integrin, beta-like 1 (with EGF-like repeat domains)
Exons: 11
Coding region: 1-1476 (491 amino acids)
Biological process (GO): integrin-mediated signaling pathway; cell-matrix adhesion; cell adhesion mediated by integrin
Cellular component (GO): cell surface; integrin complex; focal adhesion
Molecular function (GO): integrin binding
Source: RefSeq, a predicted model, not a curated record
AUGUACACGCAGGGGCUGCCAGGGCUGGUGGUGCUGCUGCUGGUCACAUUGCUGCCUGCCGGUCACCUCGCACCGCCGGCUGGCCCCACGUCCCUGUGGAGCAGCUUGGGUAGUCCUUCCUGCCGGCUGUCCCGGGCUGAGUCGGAGCUCAGGUGCCGCAUCCCGGGGGGGAAGCUGUGCAGUGACAGAGGCAGGUGCGAGUGUGGAGUCUGCGUUUGCCAAGUGACCGAGUCGGGCAAAUACUACGGUCCUCUCUGCGAGUGCCAAGACUGGGUGUGUGAGGUCUACGACGGGAAGAUCUGUGCAGGCCAUGGAAAUUGUGACUGUGGGAAGUGCAAAUGUGAUGAAGGCUGGUAUGGUGAAGCUUGUCAGUAUCCAACUACUUGCAAUCUUACACGGAAGAAAAGCAAUGAAAUGUGCAAGAAUUCUCAAGAUGUCAUCUGUUCUGGUGCAGGCACAUGUCAGUGUGGCAGGUGUAAAUGUGCCAACUCAGAAGGAAAUGGACUGGUCUAUGGUAAAUUUUGUGAAUGUGAUGACAGAGAAUGCAUAGAUGAAGAGACAGAAGAGAUUUGUACGGGCCAUGGAAAGUGUUACUGUGGAAACUGUUACUGUGAGGCCGGUUGGCAUGGAGAUAAAUGUGAAUUCCAGUGUGACAUCACCCCCUGGGAGAUCAAGAAGAGAUGCACAUCUCCAGAUGGCAAAAUCUGCAGCAACAGAGGCACAUGUGUCUGUGGAGAAUGCACAUGCCAUGAUGUGGACCCAACUGGUGACUGGGGAGAUAUUCAUGGAGAUACUUGUGAGUGUGAUGAAAGGAACUGCAAAGCAGUGUAUGAUAGAUAUUCUGAUGAUUUCUGUUCAGGUCAUGGACAGUGUAAUUGCGGAAGGUGCGACUGCAAAGAAGGAUGGACUGGGAAGAAGUGUGAACAUCCACGUUCUUGUCCAUUGUCAGUUGAGGAAAGUGCUAAGAAAUGCCAAGGAAACUCUAAUUUACCUUGCUCUGGAAGAGGGAGAUGUGAAUGUGGCCAAUGCACUUGCUUCCCUCCGGGAGACAACAGAGUUCAUGGCAAAAACUGUGAAUGUGAUGACAGACAGUGUGAAAAUGCAGAUGGUGAUGUCUGUGGGGGCCAUGGUAUCUGCUCAUGUGGCUGGUGCAUUUGCCAGGACGGGUGGUUUGGAAAGCUGUGCCAGCAUUCAAGGAGGUGCAACAUGACCGAGGAGGAGAGCAGAAGUCUCUGCGAGUCAGCGGAUGGCAUAUUAUGCUCGGGGAAGGGUUCCUGCCACUGUGGAAAGUGCAUCUGUUCGCCACAGGAAUGGUACAUUUCGGGUGAUUUCUGUGAAUGUGAUGACAGAGACUGUGACAAACACGACGGUCUCAUUUGCACAGGCAAUGGUGUUUGUAGCUGUGGAAACUGUGAGUGCUGGGAAGGAUGGACUGGAAAUGCUUGUGAAAUCUGGCUCGGGAGAGAAUACCCUUAG